AUGUGGGAGUUCCGGUCCAUGUCUUUCUGGCGGGCGGUGUUUGCCGAGUUCUAUGGCACCAUGUUCUUUGUUUUCUUCGGGCUGGGGGCAGCCCUGCGCUGGACCACCGCGCCUCUUAGUGUCCUCCAUGUAGCCUUCUGCUUUGGGCUGGCAGCUGCCACCCUCAUCCAGUCCAUUGGCCACAUCAGCGGGGGGCAUAUCAACCCGGCCGUCACCUUUGCCUACCUGAUCGGCUCCCAGAUGUCCCUGUUCCGUGCCUUCUUCUACAUCAUCGCUCAGUGCCUGGGAGCACUGGCUGGUGCUGCCGUACUCUAUGGGGUCACACCUGCCAACAUGAGGGGCAACCUGGCACUCAACACGCUUCAGCCAGGCAUCAGCCUUGGCAUGGCCACCACCAUAGAGGUCUUCCUCACCCUGCAGCUUGUUGUGUGCAUCUUCGCCGUGACAGAUGAGAGGCGCAAUGGCCGACUUGGCUCUGCUGCACUGGCCAUUGGUUUCUCUGUGCUCUUGGGUCACCUGCUGGGGAUGUAUUACACUGGAGCAGGGAUGAACCCAGCCAGGUCCUUUGCACCUGCUGUCUUGGUCAGGAAUUUCGUCAACCACUGGGUUUACUGGGUAGGACCCAUGAUUGGUGGUGCCAUGGGUGCUCUGCUGUAUGACUUCAUGCUGUUCCCCCGCAUGCGUGGCCUGUCUGAGAGGCUGGCCACACUGAAGGGCAACAGGCCUCCAGAGGCAGAGGGCCAGCAGGACACCAGGGGAGAGCCCAUCGAGCUCAAGACACAGGCCCUAUAA
Molecule: messenger RNA, 792 nt
Organism: Lampris incognitus (smalleye Pacific opah)
Lineage: Eukaryota; Metazoa; Chordata; Actinopteri; Lampriformes; Lampridae
Gene: mipa
Product: major intrinsic protein of lens fiber a
Exons: 4
Coding region: 1-792 (263 amino acids)
Biological process (GO): transmembrane transport
Cellular component (GO): plasma membrane
Molecular function (GO): water channel activity
Source: RefSeq, a predicted model, not a curated record